Molecule: messenger RNA, 778 nt
Organism: Coffea arabica (coffee)
Lineage: Eukaryota; Viridiplantae; Streptophyta; Magnoliopsida; Gentianales; Rubiaceae
Source: RefSeq, a predicted model, not a curated record
UUAACCUGGACCACGAAGCACCCAAUCGCCCCCGCCCAACCCAUUUUGCUAAAGAAAUAGUGGUGGUAUUGAACUCAAAUCUUGUGGUGAAGUACUAUAUAUACAAAAGUCAGAGGAGCACAGUUUCCUUCCCCCAGAUAAGUUGCAAAACAAGACUAGUAAUUCAACUAGUAUCUUUCCUAACUAAUUUGAAGACGGAAAAUAUGAGAUCUUGCUUAGUGAUCCUCCUCUUCUUCUCAGUUGUUUCGCUUGUGUGUAUUAGCGAGGCAGCAAGACACGGACCAGAGGAUUACUGGAAGAAGAUCAUGCAAGAUGAACAGAUGCCUAAAGCACUCACAGACCUCUUCCAUGAAGAUUCAUCAAGAUCAGAUGAUCAUCAUCAUCGCCGCCACUCCGAUAUCAACGUCCAGAAGCAGCCUGAGACUUUGAACAUGAAGCGUUUCCUCACAAACUUUGAUACGGCUCCCAAUCUCAUAAUCUAUCAAAACAAGGUUGUCAUCCAUUGAUUAACGAAGCUCAUCAUUGUCGUCAUCGUCAUCGUCAUCAUAUAUGGGGCGAGAUAUUAGUAUUACUUUUGGGCUAUUACGCGCAUAUGUAGAUUAGCAGCAAGUCAGGGCAUUGUAUAUCUAUUGCUGUAAUGAAAUCUAGGGUACGUAUAGGAUGAGUGUACAAGUAUUAGGACAGCAACAGAUAAAGAAGAGCGGCCAUGUAGCCAGAUUUUUUCGUUGCUUGCAGUGAAUUUGUUAUAUAUAUUAUCAACGUUCAUCAAUCGUCCUAA